CUUCUAAGUUACCUAGUGCCGUUUGUGGUCACACCCACUGCAACAAAAGUCUUAAUUAGCCAUCAACCAAACCUUCUUUCAACUUCCUAAAAACGUGGGUGCCUUCCCUCUUUUGUCAUUAACCCUUACAAGUGAGCCAUUUUCUUUGAAAAUUUCAUGGUUUUCUAGGAUAGUGAUAAGGGUUAGUUUCAGACAAGUGUGAUUCCUUUUGUCUACAUUUGCUUUUUCUGUCCUAUAAAGCCCUAAACCAGCCUCUUCUUCUAGCUAUAGCUCACCAUGGGACUAUCUUUCUUCACUUUUCUCUUCUCUUUCUUGAGUUUUUGCACUCAUUUCAGUUCUGUUAACCCUCAACCGUUAGACCACAUUUCACUAGCACCUUCUCCUGCACCGCAGCCGGCUAUUAUGCCCAAGAUCCAAUCCAGUCCUCCAAGGCUUUUUAAUGUGAUGUCGUUCGGGUCUGUAGGCGAUGGUGUGACAGAUGAUACACAAGGGUUCAAAAUGGCGUGGGAUUCGGCCUGUCAAAACAACGAACCAACGGUCCUUCUGGUUCCCAAGCAUUAUACUUUCUUGAUACAGUCCUCCAUUUUCACAGGAAGUUGCAGAAACAGCCUUGUGUUUCAGAUUGAAGGGACAAUUAUGGCACCAGAUGGACCAAGAUUGUGGCCAAAAGGCAUGAGCAUGAGACAGUGGCUGGUGUUUUAUAGGGUGAAUGGGAUAUCUCUACAAGGUGGUGGAGUUAUUGAUGGAAGAGGAGAAAAGUGGUGGGAUCUUCCAUGCAAACCUCACAAAGGACCAAACGGAACAACACUGCCUGGUCCUUGUGACAGUCCUGUUGCUAUUAGGUUUUUCAUGAGCACAAACGUAACAGUAAAAGGAGUUAAAGUGAAAAAUAGUCCGCAAUUCAACUUCCGGUUCGACGGGUGCCAUGGCGUAUAUAUAGAUUCGGUGAAUAUUAAAGCUCCUUCUCUUAGCCCCAACACCGAUGGAAUCCAUAUCGAGAACACAGAUGACGUGAGGAUAUACAAUACACUUGUAUCUAACGGUGAUGACUGUGUAUCGAUUGGAGCAGGAUCUUAUAAUGUAGACAUAAAGAACAUUACAUGUGGUCCAAGCCAUGGGAUAAGUAUUGGCAGCCUCGGGAUGCGUAACACACGAGCCUGUGUAUCGAACAUAACGGUCAUGGACUCUGUGAUCAAGCAUUCCGACAAUGGGGUCCGAAUCAAGACAUGGCAAGGAGGGUUUGGCUCGGUGUCGAAUGUGCGGUUCAUCAACAUUCACAUGGACACCGUUAGAAACCCGGUCAUGAUAGACCAGUACUAUUGCCAGUCUAAAGGGAUGUGCCCAAACCAGACCUCAGCGGUUCGUAUUUCCGACAUAAUUUACGAGCGAAUUUGGGGAACUUAUGAUGUUAGAAGCCCAGCCAUGCAUUUGGGUUGCAGUGAUACUAUUCCAUGCACAAACCUAACAUUUUCUGAGGUGGAAUUGAUGCCUUCUCAAGGGCUGAAUAUGGCGAGUCCAUUUUGUUGGAAUGCAUAUGGAGUUCUCCAAACUCUUACUAUACCACCAGUUUUCUGCUUGUUGGAGGGUAACCCUGAUUCCCUUCCUAAUACUGAUAUCGUUCAAUGUUGAACACUAUCAGUUAAACCGGUUAAAACUUACUCCGAAUAACUCAAAACUAGCAAGUCUUUUUGUGUUUAGGAUGUGUUACUAUUAACGGAGGAUUAGAAAAGUUUCAUCCCCAUAAUAUUGUAAAAUUCAUAUAUAGC
Messenger RNA from Cynara cardunculus var. scolymus (artichoke), 1766 nucleotides. Its product is annotated as polygalacturonase At1g48100-like. The coding region runs from base 277 to 1629 and encodes 450 amino acids. Gene Ontology annotation, biological process: carbohydrate metabolic process. The transcript is spliced from 6 exons. NCBI's taxonomy places the organism in Eukaryota, Viridiplantae, Streptophyta, Magnoliopsida, Asterales, Asteraceae. Gene Ontology annotation, molecular function: polygalacturonase activity. The record is from RefSeq and is a predicted model, not a curated record.